GGAGGAGGAGGAAGAGGAGCAGGAGGGUUGAGACAGAUGUGAAUAACGGUCCCAACAGAGUUGAAGCCUAAUUUGGUUUGGUGGGCGUGGAGGAGCUGCUCUGAAGCUCUGCUCGAGUGAAAGGAGACGAGGAUUCCACAGCCACGACCCUCCGCAGCUGGACGUCCCGACGACACGAGGAAGUUUUCUCCGUGUGGCUGAUUUUAUAAAUCCCAGGAAGCGCCUCGUACCCCGCAGGAAUCGUUCGAUCUUCCCACAUCUCCUAAUAAAUCAUCAUGGCGAUAGUCCUCAACUCCAGCCCCAUCCUAUGGGCGAGGGUGGCCGCCAUGAUCUUCUCCUGCGUGGCCUUCUCCUUGGCCGUGCACGGAGGCAGACUCGUUGGCGGAGCCGGAGACUGGUGCAUCUUCUGCUGGGCCUUCAGCUUCGCCGGGACUCUGCUCGUCAUCCUGGUGGAGGUCUUCGGCCUCCAGGCCAGAGCUCCCGUUUCCUGGAAGAACUUCCCGAUCACCUUCGCCUGCUACGCCGCCCUGCUGUGCCUGUCGGCCUCCAUCAUCUUCCCCCUCUACUUCCUCAAGGGUUCCACGGGCUACGGUGACAUGGGCACCUACCGCAUCGUGUCGACCGUCUUCUCCUGCCUGGCCACCAUCGCCUACAUGACCGAGGUGAGCAUCAGCAAGGCGCGUCCGGGCGAGGUGGCCGGCUACAUGGCCACGGCCCCCGGCCUGCUGAAAGUCUGCGAGACCUUCGUGGCCUGCGUCAUCUUCGUCUUCGUCAGCGACCCCGUGGUGUACGACCGCAACCACGCGCUCAAGUUCUGCAUGUCCGUGUACUGCAUCUGCUUCAUCCUGUCGGCGGUCGUCAUCCUGCUCUGCAUCGGCGAGUGCACCGGCUGCCUGCCCUUCCCCUUUGCGCGCUUCCUCUCCGGCUACGCCCUGCUGGCCGUGGCCCUCUACCUGUCGGCGACCAUCGUCUGGCCCAUCUUCAACUUCGACCCCAAGCACGGCGGGUCGAAAAAUCGGCCGAGCCACUGCAACUCCGACAUGGGCCUGUGCGGCUGGGACAAGCUCAUGGCGGUGGCUGUGCUCACGGGGGUCAACUUCGUCCUUUACCUGGCCGACCUGAUCUACUCCUCCCGCCUGGUGUUUGUCAGCGCUUGAAGGGAAGAAGAAAGGGUGUAAGGCCAGCAGUGUGCUUCAGAUAAAAAAAACCGAAUCUGGCUGGAUCUCAGAGGGCUGUCGAACAGCGGUCAAAUUUUGGUGGUGCUAUGAAAUGCUUUUGUAAUCUCUGCAACGCCGGUCUUGUUAAGGGUCAUGGGUCACGAUGGCAGCUGAUAUAGUUUACCGUAUGGUUGUAAUUUAGAAAUUAGCAUAUUUGAAGUAUUUGAUUUUUUCACAAUUGCACUGGUACAACACAAAAGUACCCGAAGUACCAGGGACACAAGCUCUUGCGUAAUGGCAGAGUCAUGAACCACUGGAGACAAUGUUAUCAGCGGGUCUUUUCUAAGAUGUUGACAUUGGUAAUCUAAUCAAACAGUUUUUGGGAGGUUUUUUGGCCCGAUCCUCACAGUUUUGCCUCUGCAAACCUGCCAAAUUACCUUUUGUGUAAAGCAUACUGCUUUGGACCUUAGCGGGAGAGAGAAGAGGGAGAGGUUGAGGUCGAUCUGUAAGGACAAGUGAAGGAAUAACAAAGAUAUUGGCGGCUUAUCAUGUAUUUUUUUUUAAAUGUGUUCAAUAAUGUUAUAAAAAAACUGCUGAUCAGUAUUUCCGUUUUUAAUCAAUAAAGGACAAAGUGUAGAACAGAUAAUGAGCUGUUAAGAGCUAUUGGAGAAAUGAUUGGAAUGCCAUAAUUAUGGAAAUGCAAGACUUUCAAGAAAGUUUUGUUUAUUUUUUUGAUAAUUUCAUUCAUGCAAUUGACUGUCUUAUCUCCUCAACAGUAUCAAGAGCGGCUGAUCAGAUGGUUUUCUUUAUGUCAUUUUUAAUGUCACAUUUACAUGAUGAGCAAGAAUCGUUUAAACAUUGUUAAGAUGAUGCUGGCUAGCUUUUUGCUCCUGUUAUGAUGUAUAUGUAUAGCUGUAUCUGCAAGCUACAAUUACUGGGAAGAAUAUAUAUAUAUAUAUAUAUGUGAAAAGAACAUAAGAAUGUGGAAUUAAAAAAAAACAAGAGAAGUAUGUUUAAAGUGCACUUAAAAUUGGUAUUUCCCUUGUGUGUUUAAAUGUCUCACUUGUUAACACCAAACUCACGCCACUAAAUGUGUUGUCAAUUGGCUCCUUUGGUUUUUUACUGCUGUAUUAACAACUCAGAGAAAGAGACCACAAUAUGGGGGUGGUGUUAGUAUUAUAUUCGUUUUUAUAUUCCCCUUUUCAUGUUUUGACCGUGCGUACCACAUCAGUGUUGUAUGAAAAUAAUUCAGUAUGUCAAUAAAACCACAUGUUAAAUAUG
Pungitius pungitius (ninespine stickleback) is the source of this 2438-nucleotide messenger RNA. RefSeq names its product myeloid associated differentiation marker b (gene myadmb). Bases 276 to 1157 code for a protein of 293 amino acids. Gene Ontology annotation, cellular component: membrane. The record is from RefSeq and is a predicted model, not a curated record. Lineage: Eukaryota; Metazoa; Chordata; Actinopteri; Perciformes; Gasterosteidae. The transcript has 2 exons.